Spinacia oleracea (spinach) is the source of this 2165-nucleotide messenger RNA. Its product is annotated as ATP-dependent 6-phosphofructokinase 5, chloroplastic. The record is from RefSeq and is a predicted model, not a curated record. Gene Ontology annotation, biological process: glycolytic process; fructose 6-phosphate metabolic process. The transcript has 14 exons. Bases 198 to 1826 code for a protein of 542 amino acids. Lineage: Eukaryota; Viridiplantae; Streptophyta; Magnoliopsida; Caryophyllales; Amaranthaceae. Gene Ontology annotation, molecular function: 6-phosphofructokinase activity; ATP binding.
CAUUCUUUCAUAAAAAAUAUUUUAGGAGAAAAAAGGUCCAUAUUUGGUUUGACCUUUGAUACUCCAUAUUACUUUUCUGUUAUUCCAUUGUUUACUUCCUCCUCCCACCUUGCAAAGUUGCAAACUCUAUAUUCUGAUUCUCCAAGCAUCUUGCUACUCUCCUUCCUCUUACUUAUCAAAAGGGUUUUUGACAAUCAAUGGCUUCUGUUUCGUCAAUGAAUAAUGCCUGUUUAAGUAAUUUAAGUGCACAUGUUCCGAUGUCGAACCGAGAUCAACACCGGCAGUUGUAUUAUGGAAAUUUGAGGUUUAAGUGGAUGGGAAGGCAUAGUAGUAGAAAGAUCAGAUUUUCUGCUUGUAGGAUUGUCGCGGAGAAGUUGGAUAUUGAUUUCUCUGAUCCUGAUUGGAAAACAGAAUAUCAGAAGGAUUUUGAGAAUACAUUUAAUUUGCCACAUUUGAAAGAUGUCUUGGAUGUGAAGCCGAGGCCUAGUACUUUUUCCCUUAUGCAUAGGGAUGGUUCACGUUGGUUGAGAAAUGAAAACGUCACUGAUAGGGCCGAGGGACCAGAGGAUCGGAAGAAUGAUUAUGUUGACAUUGAUGACAGGACACUGCUGAAGGUGAUCAAAUAUGCUUCUCCAACUUCUGCGGGAGCCGAGUGCAUUGAUCCUAAUUGUACAUGGGUGGAGCAAUGGGUACAUCGUGCAGGUCCACGUAAGGAGAUAUACUUUGAGCCUACAAAGGUGAAAGCAGCGAUAGUAACAUGUGGAGGGCUCUGUCCUGGUCUUAAUGAUGUCAUAAGACAGAUUUUUUUUACGCUAGAAAGAUAUGGUGUUCAAAAGAUAUUCGGUGUUAGAUAUGGCUUCCGUGGAUUUUUUGACCCUGAAUUACCUAUGAAGAAGCUUUCUCGCGAGCACGUCCAAGACAUCAAUCUUGAAGGUGGAAGUCUUUUGGGAACAUCUCGUGGAGGUGCCAGUACGAGUGACAUUGUUGAUAGUAUAGAGGCAAAGGAGAUAGAUAUGGUUUUCAUUCUUGGUGGGAAUGGUACACAUGCUGGAGCCAAUGCGAUACAUAAUGAGUGCCGCAAGAGGAAAAUGAAGGUAUCAGUUAUAUGUGUACCAAAAACUAUUGACAAUGACAUACUUUUGAUGGAUAAAACAUUUGGAUUUGAUACAGCCGUGGAAGCAGCACAAAGAGCAAUCAAUUCUGCAUAUAUUGAGGCACACAGUGCAUACCAUGGGAUUGGCCUUGUGAAACUGAUGGGAAGAAGUAGUGGUUUCAUAGCCAUGCAUGCAUCACUGGCAAGUGGCCAGGUUGAUAUUUGCCUAAUUCCUGAGGUCCCUUUUACUUUAGAUGGACCCAAUGGUGUCCUCUCGCACUUGGAGCAUCUUAUACGGACAAAAGGGGCAGCAGUGGUGUGUGUUGCUGAAGGUGCAGGACAAGAACUGUUGGCUGCACCAGAUUUGAAAGACUUAUCUGGAAAUGCUGUUCUUGGAGAUAUUGGAGUACAUUUUAAGAAUCAGAUAAAAAGCUAUUUCAACGAGAAGGGUAUUCAUGCUGAUGUCAAAUACAUUGACCCCACCUACAUGGUCCGGUCAGUACGUGCAAACGCUUCUGACGCCAUAUUGUGCACUGUUCUUGGCCAAAAUGCUGUUCACGGUGCCUUUGCAGGAUAUAGCGGAAUCACAAUGGGAAUUUGUAAUACGCAUUAUGUUUUUCUUCCAAUCACAGAAGUGAUCCAUACUCCUAGAGCUGUGAAUCCGAACAGUCGAAUGUGGCAUAGAUGUCUUACCUCCACGGGUCAACCAGACUUCUCACCCAGGAAUUGUUGAUCUUUCCGUCAUACGUCGAUAAACCUAUACUCCAUACUUUCUAUUAUAGGUGAUUUUGAUGAAUUCUAAUGUGCCAUGGCUGCAAGAAUAUCAAUAUCUUUUCGUAAAAACGAGUAUAAUGGUGCAAACGAGUAGGUAAUACAUUGAUUUUUUGAGGUUAUUCUACUAGGUUUGAAGAAUAAUCUUACUUGAUUUAACCUGCAGUAACUGCAGAAAAUUGGUUAAUGUAGUCUCCCUUUCAAGGAUUAUUCUUGUGUGGAUCUGGUCUACAAUAAUAUGGCCAACAAUUUAUUCCAGCACCUCUUUACAUAUAUACGGAGUAGUGACUUUUAUUGUUCA